Molecule: messenger RNA, 1530 nt
Organism: Monopterus albus (swamp eel)
Lineage: Eukaryota; Metazoa; Chordata; Actinopteri; Synbranchiformes; Synbranchidae
Gene: lin37
Product: lin-37 DREAM MuvB core complex component
Exons: 9
Coding region: 441-1178 (245 amino acids)
Biological process (GO): negative regulation of transcription by RNA polymerase II
Cellular component (GO): transcription repressor complex; Myb complex
Source: RefSeq, a predicted model, not a curated record
UGUGGUCGACAAAAAUAAGCUAAGAUAGCAACAGUAAUUUGCGCGUGCAGGUGUUACGAUCCGACAUAAAUAUGUAACGAUCAGUCUGCACUAUCUCUCAAGUGGAUCGGCAUAAUAGACAAACAUAGAUAAAAUAGCGUUUGCGAAUUAGCUUUGUUAUCCAGUGGUUUCUGCUAACCAGAUGGGGGCUAGCUUGUUGUAAACGAUCCUUACCUAACCGCAGCUAGCUAGCCAGCUAGCUAACCUUAACGUUAGUAAGCAAACGUCCCAUAACAAUUCUACAUUAAUAUCGUUAAGUAAUAUCAGCUACAAGUCGGUAUCACCGUAAAGAGAUUGGGAAUUUGGCACGGCGAACGUGUGCCUUUAAAAGUUGGUGUGUUUCCCGAUAACCGGGCGGAAUAUAUAUAUAACAUUAUUCACAAGUUGAAAAGGUGAAAAUAAUGCACCACGCCAAGAUCAAGACUGAAAGGCAAGAUUUGGAGGUGACUGGUGCACGCAGCAGAUUGGAUGCAGUGUUAAAGGGACUGGUAGAAAAGAGUGAAAAUGAAAGGGAUCAAAAUGAGGGGGAUACUGGAAAAAUAACAGCUGACCCUUUAAACAAGGACUUGUCUCCAUCAUCUGCUGGAAAAAGGCAAGUACCGUCAGCUCGUUUUUCACAGCACCGGAGGAAGAAACGAAAAGAAAUGGAUGAAGGCAUACCAGAGGGCAAUCAGCAUAAACAAAAUGCUUACAUUAUUAAGUUGUUUGAUCGCAGCGUGGAUCUGGCUCAGUUCAACACCAGCACCCCACUGUAUCCCAUCUGCCGUGCCUGGAUGAGAAACAAUCCUUCUGUUCGAGAGCCAGCUCUCUCCCCAAGCCCUCCACACAGCAUGGUAGAGGAAGAGGUCACAGACAUGAUCAAUGGUAAAGGUCAGAAUGUGUACCGAUUUCCUCCUCCAACCUCCUGCCCAGUCGGCCCCACUGGUGAACCCAUCAAUCUCAGGAUCCCACAGACUGAAAAACCCACUGUUACCAAGUUAAACGAUUCAGCUCCUGUUUCAGGUUCUCUUAUAUGUGACCACAUGGAACGAUGGAAAAAGAUAAGGCAGAAAUGGAAGGAGUGCUCCAACAAGAACCAGCUAAGAUACAGUGAGAGCAUCAAGAUCCUUAAGGAGAUGAAGGACCUCUAUGAUCACUAACUGGCCACCUUAUAGCUCUCCACAAUGGAAUGGACUCUUUGCACUUGGAACAGAGCCAUGGUGUACACCUGCCACCUACACAGACUCAUAGGAAAGUAUUAAUUGAACCCGGAGCCUUAAAUUGAUCACAUGUCCUGUGCAUUGCAGAAAUAAUAUUUUGAAGGAUGUUUUAAGGUUUUUGCAAGCUCUUGUGUGGGAAUGGCUUCUAGUGUGGUGUAGGGGUGUUUUUAAUCAUAAAAACUGUGUAGAUGUCUGACUAAAUUAACUUCGUUAUCAGCAGUAUUUUUCCAGAAAAACUGUCAUGUGCAUCCUCAACAUCCUAACAAGAUUGAAUAAAGUUUAUUGUGAUCUC